GACCUAAGCUUGGCUCCUGGGCCCUGGGACCAUCUGUGCGAGGCUGGAUAGGGAGUGUGCGGCUUGUAUAUACAGACCCCUUGGCUUGGCUCCUGGAACUGUCGAAGUCAAGUCGAUAAAGUCGAUUGUUCUAGUUUUCUCAGAGAUCGACUUCAGUCAUCUGUUGUCGCCAUGGCGCAAGCCGUUGCCAUGAGCUCCGCGCGCGUUGCGACCGUUCCCCGCACGAAUCUCGGCCCCGCAGCCGGUCAUGAUGCCACAUCAGCUGCCAGUCCACGUGUCGCUCUCUCUCAAGCCCACCUUUCAAGUCGUCUGCUUAGCGGCAGCCGAAUCCCCGAUCGUGCGAUUCUGCGAUCGCAAAUUCCUCGCCGGCAGUCGCACGCGAGCCAAUUCAAUCGCGCACGGUCGCUCGUCGUCGCAGCCGCUCGUGCGUCCGUCGCAGUAGAGGAGGCCGACGUCGUUAUCGUCGGCGCCGGCGUGUCGGGGCUGUGCACGGGGCUCGCGCUAACCACGGAUCACGCGGACACUGUAUCGAAGGUGAUUGUAACGGAGGCGCGGGAGCGCGUGGGCGGCAACAUCACGACGGUGGUUGGCGAGGCGGGCACGGCGAACGAGGGGUACCUGUGGGAGGAAGGGCCCAACAGCUUCCAGCCCAACGACGCCAUGCUCAAAUGCGCGCUGGACAGCGGGGUGAUCGACCAGCUUGUGCUGGGGGACCCCGACGCCCCCCGCUUUGUCUUCUGGGAGGGGCGCCUGCGACCCGUGCCGGCCGGGCUGCUGGACCUGCCCGUCUUCGACCUCAUGUCCAUCUUCGGGAAGAUCCGCGCAGGGCUUGGCGCUUUUGGGCUCCGUCCUGCCCCUCCCGAGGGCAAGGAGGAGAGCGUGGAGGAGUUUGUGCGUCGCAAUCUGGGAGCCGAGGUGUUUGAGCGCCUCAUCGAGCCCUUCUGCUCGGGUGUGUACGCGGGCGAUCCCUCCAAGCUCAGCAUGAAGGCGGCGUUUGGCAAGGUGUGGCGCCUGGAGCAGCUGGGAGGGUCGGUCUUUGGCGGGUCGCUGAAGCUCAUCAAGGAGAGGCAGGCCAACCCGCCGCCGCCUCGGGACCCGCGCCUGCCGAAGCCCAAGGGGCAAACAGUGGGGUCGUUCCAGAAGGGACUCAUCACCCUUCCCAACGGCAUUGCCAACAAGCUCGGCGACCGGGUGAGGCUCGGGUGGAAGCUGUCAGCCAUUGAGAAGCAGCCAGGUGGCAGCGGCUUCCUCCUUUCCUACGACACUCCCGAGGGUGCCAAGAAGCUGGCUGCUCGCUCUCUGCUGCUCACCGUGCCUUCAUACAUCGCCGCUGACCUGCUCAAGCCAUACUCGCCCGCAGCGUCAGCAGCGCUCUCGUCGUUCUACUACCCGCCGGUGGCAGCUGUCACCAUCUCGUACCCCAAGGAGGCCAUCCGAGAGGACAGACUCGUUGGUGGGGAGCUCAAGGGCUUUGGGCAGCUGCACCCCAGGAGCCAAGGCAUUGUCACUCUGGGCACCAUCUACAGCUCUGUGCUCUUCCCCAACCGUGCUCCUGACGGCCGGGUGCUGCUGCUGUGCUACAUUGGGGGGGCGUGCAACACCAAGAUUGCCACCAUGAGCGAGGAGGACAUAGUGAAGCAGGUGGACAUUGACGUGCGCAAGAUGCUCAUCAAGCCCGAUGGAGCAGCCCCAACGACCCAUGGGGUGAGGGUGUGGCCGCGUGCCAUCCCCCAGUUCAACGUCGGCCACCUCGACAACCUGGCCAAGGCACGGGAGGAGAUCAAGGCGGCAGGGCUUGAGGGCGUGUUCCUUGGAGGGAAUUACGUGGCAGGAGUGGCACUGGGUCGGUGUGUGGAGGGUGGGUAUGAGAAUGCGGCGGAGGUGGUUCAGUAUUUGAAGGAGAAUGUUGCCGUUAGCAAAUGAAUGUGGUAGUAUGAGUGGAUGGUUGGGUUAGGGGCUGUAAAUGUUUUCCAUCCUCUCAACCUUUUUGUACGGAAGGGUGGUAUUGUUAGGAGUCACAAUUGAGGGCUCUGAAAGUCGUAACUAGUUCUGUAGUUAGACUGCUCGUUGGAAACGAGGCAGCACAUUUUAUCUAUACCCUCUGAAGUUCAAGUUAGAUAGCCAAAUAU
Molecule: messenger RNA, 2129 nt
Organism: Closterium sp. NIES-67
Lineage: Eukaryota; Viridiplantae; Streptophyta; Zygnematophyceae; Desmidiales; Closteriaceae
Source: the annotation of a GenBank genome assembly